This is a messenger RNA of Tachysurus fulvidraco (yellow catfish), 2387 nucleotides long. RefSeq names its product glycoprotein endo-alpha-1,2-mannosidase-like protein. Gene Ontology annotation, molecular function: alpha-mannosidase activity. The record is from RefSeq and is a predicted model, not a curated record. Gene Ontology annotation, cellular component: Golgi apparatus. Lineage: Eukaryota; Metazoa; Chordata; Actinopteri; Siluriformes; Bagridae. Bases 658 to 1980 code for a protein of 440 amino acids. The transcript is spliced from 4 exons.
UCCGUGCACAUCUCCCUUGCGCUGACCUUUACGCUAACUGAACCGGAGGAAACACCGCCCCCUAGGCGCGCGCACCCUUGAAAGGAAACUUAAGAGGCACCCGGUGUGCGCGCACGGAAAAUGCAGCGACAGGGAAAUUAUGUCCAACUACUAGUCUGGCACACGGCUCGCAUAAUAUGCUGGGUGGGAAAGAUCUGUAUACACAAGCUCUGUUCUAUAUGGUGUUUGUUUCUGCGAAGCCAGCACAAAACCUUCACUGGAGUGCAGGUUUUACCGGAUAUGGGACUAAAGUGUGGCGACACAACCUUUAAUAGUGUGCUUUGGUUUUAAUACUCGUUUUUUUCUUCCUCACAUUUAGCUGUUUUCCAUUUGGAAGUAGCCAUCAGUGUAUUAGCCUAAAGUACAGUCCGUGCUGCAACAACAACCAUCCCAACAAACGCAACCUUUAAACUAUACUCCGCAACCAUGUAGAGGUUUUCCUUAUGCAGUGCUGUUGUGCCCACACUAUAAUAUGCCGAUGUUAAAGUGCUGUUCGGCUGAACAAGUUUCAUUACGUUGAUUAGGUCGUCUGUGUUCAUUUACGAGCAGUUCUUGCCCUCGACAUAAACUGUCACCUGCUCAUUUUCUGAGUUUCUUUUCACGUGCAUUUUUGAAAUCAUGGCUCGACUACGGAGGAGAUCUUGCGUCCUUCUUAUUCUCUUCGCGCUCUUCGUGCUCGGGACUCUGAUGGGAUUAAGGACUCUGAAGCCGAGUGAUGAAUUCUCGGAUCUGGACGUUUUGCCCAUCAAGGGGGCGAAAGUUGACAGGCACGUCGUUGUCAGCGAUGUCCUGUCAUCGGCCGGUCAGGAACGUGUUGUAGCAAGUAAGGCAAAACCAGCCGGCUCAAACCCGAGCACUGACAGAGGUGUAUCCUACGACGUCCAUAUAUUUUACUACAGCUGGUAUGGGAACCCGCAGACGGAUGAGAGAUACUUGCAUUGGGACCAUAUUCUGGUGCCACACUGGGACCCAAAAAUCGCCGCCAGUUAUCCGAGAGGAAGGCAUGUUCCCCCUGAAGACAUCGGCUCGAGUUUUUACCCUGAACUGGGGCCGUACAGCUCCAGGGAUCCGGAAGUGCUGGAGUAUCACAUGGAGCAAAUUAGCACGGCAGGGGCAGGUGUGGUGGUUCUGUCCUGGUACCCUCUCGGUUUGGCUGAUGAUCACGGGGAGCCUUUUGAAGAUUUGGUACCAUGGAUCUUGGAUGCUGCACUGAGGCACAAUUUAAAAGUGGCGUUUCAUAUCCAGGCCUAUAAAGGAAGGACUAAUCAUAGCUUACAUAACAACGUCAAAUACAUCAUUGACAGGUAUGGAGAUCAUGGGGCUUUUUACCGCUUCCGCAUCAGCAAUGGGAAAGUGCUGCCUCUUUUCUAUAUAUAUGACUCUUACCUGACUCCUACUGAGGCUUGGGCAGACUUACUAACCUCCACAGGCUUUCACAGUCUGCGUGGAACCCAGUACGAUGGUGUCUUCAUUGCACUCAUUGUGGAUGAGAAACACAAGCAUGACAUCCUUGCUGGAGGAUUUGAUGGGAUGUAUACAUAUUUUGCUUCUAACGGAUUCUCCUAUGGCUCCUCUCAUCAAAACUGGGAGGGCCUCAAGGCCUUUUGUGAUGGUAACAAUCUGCUCUUUGUGCCAUGUGUGGGCCCUGGCUAUAUUGACACCAGUAUACGACCCUGGAACAACCACAACACUCGCAACAGAGUAAAUGGCCGAUAUUACGAAACUGGUCUACAAGCAGCACUGAAUGUGAGGUCUGAGAUCGUUUCCAUCACGUCCUUCAACGAGUGGCAUGAGGGCACACAGAUUGAGAGGGCAGUACCUAAAAAGACCAUCAGGCGGGUGUACCUGGACUACCAGCCACACGAGCCUGAUCUUUAUAUAGAACUAACUAGGACAUGGGUUGAGCAGUUUCGUAAAGAGAAAGAACGAAGGCAUGUUUGACAUGGAGUUGUUUGGAAUAGUUUGGUGUAGGAUGCUGUAUAUAGGCCUUGAUAAUUGGGAACCAUUUUACCAGUCACAUAAGCUCAAUUAGCUCUUCAGAAACUUUACUCACAGUAACCUUUACAAUCAAAAGAAUGGCAUGGUAAGUGUUAGAAGUGUACCAUCUACCUGUUUCAGCUCAGAGAACUUCAAAAGAAAUUGUCUUCAGAAUGUUGAAUAUAUUACCACUACAUUUGCUGAACCCAUGUGACUCAGACAAGAAUACCUUGGUCUUUCAUAUACUGAAUGAAUAAAUGAAUUAAAAAAAAUUCAAAGCAAAUACUAGAUUACAAAUAAUUUUUAGCUUUUUUUUAACAAGAACUUGCAGCAUAUAACAAAAUGUAAGGACAGGGAAUAAAAAUCAGUCC